GUCUACCAGAUAUUACUCGAUAUAGCCUGGGAGACAGAGCCGGUGCCUCCGCCUUGCGUCUGCUGCCGCCUGCCGCUGUUCUUCCUCGUGUCAGGGCUGUGCAAAACAGAAACUACUAAUAUGGAACGGAGGGAGUACACUCCAUAGCCAUAAUUUCAGAGACCUCACUCCCCAAAUAAACAGAAAUGCUAAGGGCAACCAUGUCAACAAUUUCUCUUCCCUUUCAAUAUACACAUUCUCUCAAGCACUUGUUCUCCCUUUACCCUUUCCAAAAGCCCCUUAUCCAGGUUUUCUCUAAGCCAAGAAAGAUUACAACUACUGCAAGACGACUGUUUUCGCUGAAACCCCUUGCAGUUUCAUCCCCAAUCAGGAUCUAUGGGGAUGAAAAAAUCAAUCCCACAUACUUAUCUUGCUCGAUGCCUCACAAGAAUCCUCUCAAAGUGGCGGUUUUGGUUAGUGGUGGUGUUGAUAGCAGCGUGGCUCUUCGGCUACUUCAUGCUGCUGGACAUUCCUGCACUGCUUUCUAUCUCAAGAUUUGGUUUCAAGAAGACUUUGAGAACUAUUGGUCUGAAUGCCCAUGGGAGGAUGACUUGAAAUAUGCAAAGGCUGUUUGUGACCAGGUUGAUGUACCAUUGGAAGUUGUCCAUUUGACUGAUGAAUAUUGGAAUAAUGUGGUGUCAUAUAUCAUUGAGGAGUACAAAUGUGGCAGGACUCCAAAUCCAGAUGUCCUUUGUAAUACUAGAAUAAAAUUUGGUGCUUUUAUGGAUGCCAUUAGUGGAAUGGAAUUUGACUUUGUUGCUUCGGGACAUUAUGCAAAGAUUGUCCAUGCAUCUACUGCGCAGCUGGAUGAACCUUCUAUCUUGGAAUUGUCAAAAGAUAUGGUCAAGGACCAAACCUACUUCCUUUCUCAUCUCUCACAGGCUCAGCUUAAACGACUUAUUUUCCCACUUGGAUGUAUCCAAAAGGAUGAAGUUCGCAUGCUUGCUAAGUCAUUUAAUCUACCAAACCAAGACAGGAAGGAUUCACAAGGAAUAUGCUUUCUCGGCAAGAUAAAAUUCAGUGAAUUUGUUGCUAGACACAUUGGAGAAUCAGAAGGUAUUAUAUUGGAAGCAGAGAAUGGAGAUUAUCUUGGAAACCACCGUGGUUUUUGGUUCUAUACUAUUGGCCAGCGCCAAGGUUUACGUCUUCCUGGAGGGCCCUGGUAUGUUGUGGAGAAGGAUAUUAAAAAUAAUGUUGUCUAUGUAUCAAGAAAUUAUUUCUCUGUUGACAAGAAAAGACGGUUAUUUCGCGUUGGAUCCUUGAAAUGGCUCAGUGGUUUAUUUCCUAAACAAAUCAAUGAGCUUCAAUGCAAGGUUCGUCAUGGUCCCAGUUUUUACAACUGCAGCUUGGUCAUGGAAGUUGAUCAACAUGGCCAGGAAGUUGCAGUUGUCCGGUUAUCUGGAGAUGAUCAGGGUUUGGCAGCUGGACAGUUUGCGGCCUUUUACGAUGGAAGGACUUGUAUUGGUUCUGGCAUAAUACUAGAGUCAUGGGAUGAUCAGGGAUAUCCUAUAUGUGAGAGGGCUCUUGAAAUUGCUCGAAUGGAAGAUAAAUCCAAGCUCGGGAAACCAGUCAAGAUAAUGGUAAAAACUGAGCUUAGUGUUACUACAAUCUGAUUAUGACUACCAGGAAAAUCCUUAUACUACUAAUUAUAGAAUCAUUUUCAACAUGAGUGCUUUCUGAACAAUGGGAUUUCGCCUGAUUUGGUAACCGUUAAAUUGACUGUGAUAGCUUGAAGAACAGCAAAGUGACAAAGUGUUUUAGGCUCUAUACUUGUGAACUCUUGAAAU
Messenger RNA from Solanum verrucosum, 1826 nucleotides. RefSeq lists its product as uncharacterized. Lineage: Eukaryota; Viridiplantae; Streptophyta; Magnoliopsida; Solanales; Solanaceae. Gene Ontology annotation, molecular function: sulfurtransferase activity. The coding region runs from base 186 to 1652 and encodes 488 amino acids. The transcript is spliced from 11 exons. Gene Ontology annotation, biological process: tRNA processing. The record is from RefSeq and is a predicted model, not a curated record.